Molecule: messenger RNA, 405 nt
Organism: Annulohypoxylon truncatum
Lineage: Eukaryota; Fungi; Ascomycota; Sordariomycetes; Xylariales; Hypoxylaceae
Product: Prefoldin, subunit 4
Exons: 4
Coding region: 1-405 (134 amino acids)
Biological process (GO): protein folding
Cellular component (GO): cytoplasm; prefoldin complex
Source: RefSeq, a predicted model, not a curated record
AUGAAUCGUCGUAUGCUUACCAAAGAAGAUGAAGCGGCCGGUGAGGAGGUCGAGGUCCGUCGCGAAGACCAAGACAAGAUCAACAAAUUCAGCCGCCUACAUCAACGAGAACUGGGCCUAGAAGAGGAGCUAAAAACCAAGAAUAAAGAGAAGGAAGAACUCGACGAUAUCACCAUGGAACUGGAGCUUGCCGACGAGGAUGACAAAAUACCGUACAAGAUUGGUGACGCUUUCUUCCACAUACCAUUGCCACAGGCGCAAGAACUACUAGCCUCGUCGACUUCGCGUAUGGAGGAAGAUGUGUCGGGGCUCGAAGAGAAGCUCGCUACGGUGAAAGACGAGAUGACACAGUUGAAGGUUGAGCUCUACGCACGUUUUGGACGUAGUAUCAACCUCGAAACAUGA